AUGAGGGAACAUCUAAUCAAAGGGGCAGGGGAGGAGGGAACAUGCGGACGUCCCGGGGUGCGCAUCGUCGGCGUCUGCGUCCAUAGCCCGGCGCUGCCCCAGUCCGGGCCAGUCCGCUGUGUGCGGGGGUUGGCCCUCCAGUGCGGGGGCGGGUGCCCUUCCCCAUUCCUCCACCUUACGCAUUCCUCCCUCCACCAGGCCCUGUUUCGCCUGCAGCCUCAGCACCUGACCUGGUCCCGCGCGGCGAGGUGGGACGGCAGUGCGCGCUGGAAUGUGCCCGCGCGGUCCCCGGGGCACGCCUCGCGGGAGUCCGGCGCUCUCGGUUCCAGAUGCUGCCACCAUUCUCGGGGAAGUUGGGAGCAGGGCCCCCUCUGGGAUGGUGUAAACUUAUUCAGCUUCAAAUGCAGCCCAGUAUCCUGCCCUAAGUUCCAGAGGACCAUUUUCCACAUGAAAAGUCUUAUGGAUAGACAAACUUCCAUUCAAACCAAUGUCAAGUUUUCAUUGCAAGAAAGUAGCAGCCAUGUUUAAGG
This is a messenger RNA of Macaca mulatta (Rhesus monkey), 530 nucleotides long. Lineage: Eukaryota; Metazoa; Chordata; Mammalia; Primates; Cercopithecidae. The record is from RefSeq and is a predicted model, not a curated record.